Messenger RNA from Ostrinia nubilalis (European corn borer), 6582 nucleotides. Its product is annotated as E3 ubiquitin-protein ligase RNF34. Gene Ontology annotation, cellular component: plasma membrane; cytoplasm. The coding region runs from base 2139 to 3446 and encodes 435 amino acids. Gene Ontology annotation, molecular function: ubiquitin protein ligase activity. NCBI's taxonomy places the organism in Eukaryota, Metazoa, Arthropoda, Insecta, Lepidoptera, Crambidae. The transcript is spliced from 8 exons. The record is from RefSeq and is a predicted model, not a curated record. Gene Ontology annotation, biological process: protein K48-linked ubiquitination; proteasome-mediated ubiquitin-dependent protein catabolic process; negative regulation of extrinsic apoptotic signaling pathway via death domain receptors.
AAACGAGAUAAGAUAUUUAUUUAUUUAUAUAAAACAUAGAUUUAUAAUAUCAUUAAAUAUCGGUGUUGACCGCUAUACAGCAGCUAGGUACUUCAUUAGUCUCGAAUUUCCGGCGAGUUGGUACAUUCGAGCUGCCCGUAAUUAAGAUGAAGCGACAAAGGAAUCUGUAAUUAUAGAACUUGGACACACGAGCUGCCGUUCUUCUCUGAAGCGGCCAGGGUUGGCACUUUUGUUCUCUUUCAUUCUGACGAAGCAAUGGCAUGGUUAAAAUUAUACAUGAACUUUUAAAGCAUUUUUAAAAACCUACUCAUAACUAUGCAAUAAAUUAAUAACUUAGUAAAAUUAUGAAUAAAGUUACUGUUAUAGUGGCGAAAUAACAUACAACCACGUGAAGUUCAAAACUGUAGGUUUAUAUCUCUGCACCUGCAGAAUCAAAAUUAUCACUAUAUGCGUAAUUUUCAGUAGAGCCCCUGAAGCUUUAUUGCCGGAAGUUGCGAAGGCGCUCUCUCAAUGUGCAGUCAACUGCGCAUCCCUUUGAUAUCGCACUCUCUCGGCACUAAGAGUAUCCAGUCACACACGACCUUUUCAAAAUAAAUGAACUCUUACUACAGCAUUAUACCACAACAUUACUUAUUAUUAUGUGCCACAACACAACCUAAAACCCGAUGGGACUAUUUGGACUUCCAUAGAAGCCAUUACUUUUGUGUGUGCAAAAAAGUAAAUUAAGAUAUCUAUUACAUGUAACAAAAAACAAUAAAAUUCCAACAUGUCAAUUAAUUCCUUAAAGCUAGAAAAAAAUAGGUAUCCAACUGCUGGUACAGAAUAACUUGCUUUACCAGGAUCUUAUUGUGUAUGUAUUGUUAAAUUCAAAUUCUUUAGUAGUAAGUAAGUUGGUUCCGAAUAUACGAGUAGCUUACUAUACCACAUCACAUCGGGACACUUAAAGCCGGGUCCAGACGGGUGUAAUGUGUAAUGUAAGAUUACGUGUAAUGUAACACGAAUUCUACGUGUAGACGGCACUAUAGAUGAACUACACUGAACCCGUGACAUUGGCAGGGGGGCGCCACCGUCAAAUCAAUACCGGACGGAUAGCUGGUUCCGAUUUUUUUUAAAUUGAACGAUGGUGACGCUCCUCUGUCAAUGUGUUUGGUGGUGGGACAAUUCAGUGUAGUUCAUUAUACGAGCAUUACUAAUGUAAAGUGCUGCCCAUCUAUUUCCAUUACAUUACACGACAUUCCAUUACUCGUCACACCCGUCUGGCCCCGGCUUAACGGCUGUCAUUACAAAUUGAAUGGUGAAUUUACACUGCACCUGGCUAAUUUCCGCGCAGUGCGCCUGAAGAGAUUUGAAGAAGAAAAAGUCAACGUGGACUUCUUGGCGGGAAUCUGAAGCGUCAUGUUAGCGGUUUUGUUUUAUUUCCUCAAAUUCGUGUUUGGGCGACUAUUAAUGUGUAAUAAUGGUGGAUUAAGUAUUAACCAUUGAGUGUUCGUGAACGUGCAUGAGUGUGGGCAAGUGAAGCAAAACAGUGCAUCGUGAUUCUUCUGGUUCUCUCAAGUUGUCCACAGGAGGUCUCAGUAAAGCACCACCACUUUACUGAGACUCAAAGGGUGGGAAGGGGUAUCAUCUAUCAUCCUUCAUUUAUACUUGAUCUUUGUAAAUCGUAUCAUUUUUAGACUUGAAAAUGGCACAAAUCAAGUCGACCUCGACGUGUAUUGCCAACAUCAUCAAAAAAGAAGAAGAAGAUGAAGUUAACGUUCCAUUACCCAACCUAUUAUUUAUUAUAAAAUUCUUCAUAAAUUGAUGCAUUAUUACAAUAAUACCAUCAAUUUUAAUUAGUUUUAAUAGUUAAGUUAUUUUAAUUUUAAUUUAUUUUUUAAUAUGUGGGUACAAUAUUUAAUUUGCUUGAAACGGAACGUACAUUCCUUCCAUGAUGGCAGCUACAAACGUCAAAUAAUUGUUUUGAUUUUUUUACGUAAAUAAUUUAUCAAAAAAAACAUCAAAUGACCUUCUCGCUUCGAACAGUAGUGAACUAAACAAUAGUUUUCGUGUUUCAGAAAAAUGGUUUUGUGAUAGGGAAGUGCACGGCGUAGGCAUUGUUAUGCUACAUGAAAGCCCGACAGAACAGAUGCAAUACUAAUAUGCCUUGCGAGAGUUGUGCUGUACAAUUUAGUGUAUUCAGGCGGAAACGGGCGUGUUGUGAAUGUGAACGGUACUUCUGCAGCGGCUGCCUGCGGCGCGGCGGCGGCGUGAUGUGCGCGGCCUGCAGGCUGCUGUCCACGCGGCCGCUGUCGCGCCAGGCCAUCGCGCACCUCAAGGUCCGCGACCUGCAGUGCUUCCUGCAGCGGCAGAACGUCUCCACCAGGGGAUGCGUUGAGAAAGAGGAGCUGGUGAGCCUCUGCGUGGGCCACGUGAACAGCGCGGCGUACCGGCGGCGCGGCGCGCGCGCGCCCGGGCCCUUCAGCACGCUCAAGGACUUCACCAAGCUCAUCAACAACGCCUUCGACCUACGCGCGCCCGCGCAGCCCGCGCCACCACCACCUAAUAGCAAUUGUUACAAUGCUGCGCACACGCACGAGCCGGCGCCCGCGCCCUCUCCUGCGAGGGAGAGAUUCACUACGACUCCAGGCGGCGAGCGCGACAUCGAGGUGCCGGUGCCGCCGGGCGUGUCGCGCAGCACGUCGGGCUCGUCGGGCGCGCGCCGCGACACGGCCGACUGCUUCGAGAUCGAGGACCUGGACGACGCCGGCUGGGAGUUCGUCACGCGCCCCGCGGACCCGCUGCCUAACGAUUCAGAGGUGCUAAUCACAGAGAACGAAAUGCACACGCCUGCGCACGAGCCGGACCGGACGACGACAGUGCGCGUUGAGGUCCACGCCCCCGGCGUCUCGGCGCAGAGACCGCGCGAGGGGGCGGGGCUUGGCGCGGGGGCGGGGCCUGGCGCGGGGGCGGGGCGGCUGCAGCCGGAGCGCGCGGGCGCCACGCCGCAGCGCGCCGCGUCCGAGCUGGAGCUGCGCCGCGACCCGCCGCCCGACUCCGACACCACCAGCCUGCAGGACGAGCCCAUGAUGGACCGCCCACCGGAGCCGGAGACGCCGCGGCGCGUCUCGCUGGGCGCGCUGCGGUCGGCGGCGGAGCUGGAAGCGCUGAGCGUGCGCCAGCUGAAGGAGCUGCUGGCGCGCAACCGCGUGGCCUACACCGGCUGCCUCGAGCGCGCCGACCUGCUGCAGCGCGCGCAGCUGCUGUGGCGCGACCACGCCGCCUACAAGGACGAGAUCGACAACCUGCCGCUGGAGGAGUGCUGCAAGAUCUGCAUGUCGGCGCCGCUGGAGUGCGUGCUGCUGGAGUGCGGGCACAUCGCCGCCUGCACGCCGUGCGCCGCGCGCCUGGCCGAGUGCCCCAUCUGCCGCCAGUACGUCGUGCGCGCCGUGCGCUUCUUCCGCUCCUGAGCCGCACAGUCGCCAGCUCUCAAGAUUCCCGCUGCACGUCGUAAUAAGCCUGCGCCGAGCAGCCGACUGCCUGCCCGCCUGGCACCAUACAUCAUCCAUCAGGACGGUAUUUUGUCAGUUUCUUCGAAUCCUAAAAAAUGUAUGGGAUAAAGGGAAAGGUCACGAAAGGACGCGGUCAGGGAUGGUAGUUUUCGUCGACAGUUCUCGAGUUUACCGCUGAAAUCUAACAGCAAGCCGGUUGCCUCAACUGCCACUGAUACUCUUGAGGUCUUGAGAGCUGGACGAAUUCACUACAACAAUUUAUGGAGCUUAGUAAACUAAAGAAAAAUGUGUAAUAACCCAUCCCUUCAUGAUUUUUACGUGUAUUUGCACAGUUGCAGACCAGUUCCACGGUCGACCUUUUUCGACAUACACAUAGAGAAUUCUAUAGAAUUCAUUUAUUUAUUUAAUAUACUUUGAACUCUGAUUCCACUCAGAUUGAGAUGAAAUCUCAUGCGACUUAAAAUAAUUUAAUCUUAUUGGAGUUCCCACUUAAUUUAUUGUCCGUAACGCAUCUGUGCAAAUAAGAAAAACAUGACGGAAAUAUUAAUUUGUAUUGUUUAUCGUUAAUCAAAGAUUCACGUAACACUGGCUAUGAAUAUGAUGAGGGUUACCGUAUUUGCGCUCACCGGUUGGCCACCAGCGACUAUAAUCCUGUCACUCACCAGUGGCGCCAACUAGUCAACUCAAACACGGUAGUCCUCAUUGAAAAUGAGUUCUUUGUCUUCGGUUCCUACAAUAGCUUGUCCGUAGUUUAUUGGAGUUUGUGCCGAACUGCUACAAAUACCUCUUAGUAUUGAAUGUUUUUAAGUAGUAAAUCAGUUUCCCAAAUAGUUUUAGCAGAACCACCUACAUGUUAGCUAGUAUACAUGUAUCAGCCGUCCACCGCUUUAGUUGAGCGCGAGCGUUGUAUCGUAACUUCCAGCCAACACAUCGGCAGUCACCUGCGACUCGUGUGGCGGCCUGUUCUCCUUACUUAAGACUUGUAACGCUUACCCUCGGACAAUACUGUAUAGGUCGACCCAAUUUAGAUAGAUUCUAUGCCAAAAGUACAGAACUGAGUUUGUAAUAUCAUAUUUUUAAAUUUUUAUAAUUCCCGGUGUUAUUUAUUGAAAAACGUUGCGGUGAAACACUCCAUUUACGCAAAAAUUCCCCCGAGUCGUUACAAUAAUGUUUUCUAUUUAUUAACUUAUUUAUCGUAUAAAAUUCUGAAUGUUAAAAAGUGCUUAAUUUCUUAACUAAUAAGCGACUCAUAAUUUAUACUUAGUAUGCUGAGAUUCCGGACAACAAUGCGAAUGCCAUUGUGUUUUGUCGAUCAGUGCUCAGCAGGCAUACGAGGCGUUAAAGCUACACAAAUGCGUCUUGCCGACUACAACGCACUAAGUUUUUGCUUCUGAAGUGUAAAAAAAAAUUGCUCUCCUUCACUUUCGUAUACAAGUGCGAGUGAGAGUAAACAAACAUCAAAAAAUUGUCGAUCGGGGUGAUGCUCUUCUCCGAAUCAAUAGUUACAAAGCGCAGUUCCUUCAUAGUAGGCUUUCUAGUUUUGGACGUGUGCAACAUGUUAUAAUAAAAAUCCCAUUAUUCGGGAAUUUUCGCAAUAUUCCCGAAAUAUGCAUGUUACUCAUAUUAGGUCUGUACUGUAAUAGUACACAUAACACAAUCGGAAUCGUUCCUGUGUGUUCGAAAGGGGACGCGCGUAUCCUUAUUCGCGUAAAGGUCAUUUAGCGACAAAUACAAAAAAUGCGUAACCAUAAUUAUGAAUUAGUGAUGUAAAAAAACCUUGAGCUUAAAAUUAUUUUCCUUAACGUCUAUGUAUUAUUGCACUCAAAACGCUUUAUUAUAUUAAUUUAUAAGUCGCAAAAUCUCUACAUAAUUAUUUUUACAUAUCAUAUUUUAUCAUUAGUAAUGCAUAUUUUGGAAUUCUCUUUUUAUUAAUUCAAAAUUGUUUAUCAUUGUAUGUUUACGACUGUGAAAGAAUUAAAAGCUUAAGAUAAAGCAAAAAAAAAGUAAGUGAUAGAAUUAUGAAGACUUGUGUCCAACUUUUAUUGGCACUUCAGUGAAGGAGGCGACUAGCAAAGCUUUGAAUCUUUCACUAAAGUGCCAGUAAUCUGCCGGCCACCGACGUCUGGGUUAGUCUCAAACCUUACUCGUAGAUUGCUAGCAACAACACGGGCUGUGUAAUACUUUAUUUUUGUAUCACUUAGGUGUCUCAUGUAAUUUAAGAUUUAUUAUGUAUGUAUAUUGAUUACUGAUUAUUUGCGUUUGAAAAUCCUCUAUUGAUACAUAUUUUAUGAUGAUUUUCGAUAAAAUACAUAUUUUACUCCUUUUUGUGAUUUUAAAGUUGUAAUGUCUUUUCUAUUAUUAGUCUUUUAUGGUGCAAGAAAUUAAUUUAUGCGAAGACAAAUUGAAUAUGAAGCUAUGUAGUUCCUUACUUUACACAGAAAAUGAGCUGUUUUAUAAAAUUAUUAAGGAAUUACAUAGGUUCACUUUCUCCCCAUGUAAUAAUAUAAAAGGUGCAUGUUUAAAUUAAUGUAUAUAGUACCUUCUGUACCCGCAGGAAUUUCACGCUAAGGGCUCAAAUAAAAUUAUGCUAUUUAAAUACGCACCUCUCCCUGCGAAGAGAUACUCUUGCGCGUACAGACUAUGUAUUUCACGUGAUUAUAAUAUCACAGUAUUUAUAUCUCCAUAAAAUUUAUUUCAAACCGUAUCGCAUUCGUACCAGCGGAGCUAUUAAACUUUGGGCCGUUUUCGGGUCUAUCCAUCCUUCUAAAGCUUCGGCCAAACCAUAUGUGAUGGCGAUCACUGCGCGGGCAUAGAUGUGAACUCAUUGCUACAAAUUCAUACACAUCUGAUCGCCAUCGCGCUCGCUGGCUACACGCUGGUUUGGUCGAAUCUUCUCGCAGCGAGAUGCGAACGCUGCGCUGGCGUGUGCGACAGUAAAUAAAUGGCAAAGAGGUAGCCGCAAUGCUCCGAAAAAAAGUCCGCAACAAUUCCCCCGUCGGAUAUUGUAAAUAGAAGCCAUAUUUUUUUGUAAUUAAAAUUAUUUUAUUCCAUUAUCGUACGAAUGAACAAAAUAAAUAAAAUCGUUACACUGUAA